AUGGCAGCGCCCAUGAAAAUCACACACAUCGUAUACUGCCGUUGCAAUCACGUGCGCUUGCUCGUUUACUAGUUACUGUUCUGAUUGCCCGAUCCCUAUUAUUCACUCUAGCAUAGACACGGGGAAAAUCCUCUUUUCAGCAAAUGACAUAGAGUACUGCCGACGUUUUAGGUAUAUGAAAAAAUGCCUGGAAAGCACAAACAUGGCAAUAAACACAUUGCCUCAUCAAACAAGCGCAAUCAGCAGAGACACAAGAAGUAUGGUGAAGACAGGUUCUCUCAGGAUUUGAGAGAUUCUUUGGAUGACACAGAAGACCCAACUGGCCAUGUGAAGUUCCCAUUCCCAGUAGCCAUGUGGGAUUUAGAACAUUGUGAUCCAAAAAAGUGCAGUGGAAAGAAACUGUCAAGACUGGGAUAUGUUAAGACACUUCGUUUGCAGCAAAGAUUCAGUGGAAUAAUAUUGACACCUAUGGGGACACGUUGUGUGUCUCCAGAGGAUAGGCAAAUCAUAACUGAUCAUGGUCUGGCUGUUGUUGACUGUUCUUGGGCUAAGCUUCAAUCCACCCCCUUCAGUCAAAUGAGAGGAGGUCAUCCUAGGUUAUUGCCAUAUCUAGUGGCAGCAAAUCCCAUCAACUAUGGAAAACCAUGCACUCUGUCUUGUGUAGAGGCAUAUGCUGCUACAUUGUACAUUUGUGGUUACAAAGAUUUAGGUUCAAGUCUCCUCAAACAAUUCAAGUGGGGCAAAACAUUUUUUGAGAUAAACCAGGAUGUUUUGGACAUGUAUGCUGCCUGCAAAGAUGGUUCAGAGGUUGUAAAGGCCCAGCAGGAAUACUUGGAGAAAAUAAUGGCUGAAGAUAAAGAGAGGGUUGAUGAAGAUCCAUUUGAUAUAGACUUAAGUAAAGAACACUUCAAUCCCAAUCGGGACUUUCCUCCUUCAAGCUCUGAAAGUGAGGAGGACGAGGAGGAGGAAGAGGAGGGCAAAGAAGAAGAUGAUGAAGGCAAUGACCCCAUUACAUUUAAUGAAGAUGUUCAAAAAUGUGGAUGUGCAGGAACUAUUGAGGAAAAAAUUCUGCCAGCAGGGACAGACAGUGAUGAAAGAAAGUACAAUGAUACAUUAGAGAACAGACUUCAGCAAGACACGCCUUCUACUGAUGCUGCCUUGGAUACUUCAAAGGACUCCUCUCAAGAGGCCAUGGGAUCAGGAGCUGUUGGCAGAAUAAGCUCAGACCCACAUUGACAGGCUUGGUGCAUUCACCUGUGUCUAAAGAGAUGGAUGAUAGACCAGGUCUUUGGUGGUGCUGAAAGGGAUAAAAUGGAAGAAAGAAUCCAUACCUACAGUGUAUAUUGUACAAUCUAAAUU
Lingula anatina is the source of this 1359-nucleotide messenger RNA. RefSeq names its product 18S rRNA aminocarboxypropyltransferase-like. The record is from RefSeq and is a predicted model, not a curated record. Gene Ontology annotation, molecular function: rRNA small subunit aminocarboxypropyltransferase activity. Lineage: Eukaryota; Metazoa; Brachiopoda; Lingulata; Lingulida; Lingulidae. Gene Ontology annotation, biological process: maturation of SSU-rRNA.